AUGGAGGAGUCCCUGGAUGGCGUCGACAGGGCUGAGCCCAGCAGGGACACGGCUCAGGGUUCUGUGGGCAAGAGGCUACAACAGGAGCUGGCGACCCUCAUGGUCUAUGAAGACCCGAGGGACAAGCUCUCCCUGGAGUUCCCCCAUGGCUCCCCUGACAAUGCGCCCACAGUGAAGUUCCUCACCCUCUGCUACCACCCCAACGUGGACACUCAGGGUAUCAUCUGCCUGGACAUCCUGAAGGACAAGUGGUCCACCCCGUAUGACGUCAGGACUAUCUUCCUCUCCAUCCAGAGCCUGCUGGGAGAGCCCAACAUCGACAGCCCUUUGAACAUACAAACUGCUGACCUUUGGACAAAUCACACAGCUUUUAAGAAAUACCUGCAGGAAACCUACUCAAAGUCCCAGGCGAUGGCCCCUGCUCUUGUUUUGAUGGAGAAGAAGAGGGCUGUCCUGACGAGAGUCUCGCUCUAUCCCAACGCUGGAGUGGCCCCCGCUUUGCUGUGGUCGAUCUGGAGCACCUUCAAGGAAGGCUUAGUCUUCCCUGCUGGAGGUGGAGACUGA
Molecule: messenger RNA, 564 nt
Organism: Echinops telfairi (small Madagascar hedgehog)
Lineage: Eukaryota; Metazoa; Chordata; Mammalia; Afrosoricida; Tenrecidae
Product: ubiquitin-conjugating enzyme E2 C-like
Exons: 4
Coding region: 1-564 (187 amino acids)
Source: RefSeq, a predicted model, not a curated record